GUGCUGCAACGAUGGGCUCAGACAUCGCAAUGAUCGUGAGGACGGCGCAGGACCUGGCAGUGUUUCAUUCUAUUCUAUAAGAGUCGCUAUUGAAUAGGAACUGAUGAGACAGCGCCUAACAACUCUCCCACCAAGCUGCCAGGCCCACAGUAGGUAUUCAGUAAAAUGUUGCUGAAUGAAUAAAUAUUGAUGAUGAUGUAACCUGGCGUGGCCCUAUCACGGAAGCUGGGACUAUUGGCAGUAGAGCUACUCACAUGAUGACAAUAAUUCGGGGGUACACAGCACAACUGUGUCCCUAACUCAUAAAAUGAUUUAACAUUCACUUCACGUAAGACAGGGAUGAUCUCACAAACUACUUUUCUUUCUAACAGAUAUAUCCUUCUUUUCUUUAAAAGAGUCCUUCCUUUAAAAAAAAAAAAAGGUCUCCUUAUAAAAAAAAAUAAACACUGAAGGAAGUUCCUACGCUGGCACAAAGAAAAUUAUUACAAGUACUCAUUAAAUUCCACCAUCGACAAAUUGUUCCACCCAAAUAUAAUAAUGCUGCAGCUAAAAUUAGGCGAGGUGGAGUGAAAAGAGCUGAGAGGGGAGAGAUCAGGCCGCCAGCGGCUCACAAACUAACCCCAAGCUACCCUUGCCGUCCAGCAACGGCGCCAAACAGGCGACGCCACCGGCGCCAUCCCACCCCGCAAGCUCCGCCCCUCGGCCCGCAUGCGCACUUGGUCCGACGCGGCCUGAGGAAAAUUCCUCUCACACGUCCACAGCGGCAGGCUCCUGUUUCUUCUCCUACCUUCUCCAUUUUCUUAGUCCCUGCAGGAUUUCACUGGAAUAUUAUUUGGAGAAAGUACCAUGGAUGUUCUGCGCCCACAGCUUCUAAGAAUUGAUGGACGAAUUUACAGGAAGAAUCCCAUCCAAGAACAGACCUGUCAACAUGAAGAUGAUGAGGACUUUUAUGAAGGCUCCAUGGAAUGUACAGAAGAGCCCUGUGAAGCCUAUGUGGUGGUGCAGACCCAGCAAGGUUUCCAGUGUACCGUGAGGGCCCCCAGCCUGCUCUACAAGCAUAUAGUUGGAAAGAAAGGGGACACCAAGAAGAAACUAGAACUGGAGACCAAAACUUCUAUUACCAUUCCUAAGCUUGGACACGAAGGAGAUAUUGUGAUCACUGGCCAGCAUCGAAGUGGUGUCAUUUCAGCCCGAACUCGGAUUGAUGUUCUUUUGCAUACUUUUAGAAGGAAGCAACCCUUCACUCACUUCCUUGCCUUUUUCCUCAAUGAAGCUGAGGUUCAGGAAAGAUUCCUGAAGUUCCAGGAGGAAGUACUGGAGAAGUGCUCCAUGGAUCGUGGGGUCGAUGGCAGCAUUUUCCAGAAACCCAAAAAGCUUCACCUAACUAUUGGGAUGUUGGUGCUUCUGAGUGAGCAAGAGAUUCAGCAGACAUGUGAGAUGCUACAGCAGUGUAAACAGGAGUUCAUUGAUGACAUUUGUGGGGGCCAACCCCUGGAAGCAGAGAUGGCAGGGAUAGAAUACAUGAACGAUGAUCCUGGCAUGGUGGAUGUUCUUUACGCCAAAGUCCAUAUGAAAGAUGGCUCCAACAGGCUUCAGGAAUUAGUUGAUCGAGUGCUGGAACGUUUUCAGUCAUCUGGACUAAUAGUGAAAGAGUGGAAUAGUGUGAAACUCCAUGCUACAGUCAUGAAUACACUGUUCAGGAAAGACCCCAAUGCUGAAGGCAGAUACAAUCUUUACACACCGGAUGGCAAAUAUAUCUUCAAGGAAAGAGAAUCAUUUGAUGGCCGGAACAUUUUAAAGCUAUUUGAGAACUUCUACUUUGGUGCCCUAAAGCUCAACUCAAUUCACAUCUCUCAGAGGUUCACAGUAGACAGCUUUGGAAACUACGCCUCCUGUGGACAGAUUGACUUCUCUUGACAUGGAUCUUGGAAAGCACAAGAAAUUGAAUAUCCUCAUGAGAUGGACUAUCUACAAUUUCUAGAAGGUUUGCAUUUUUUGCUUCCCUUUACACCCUUACUUUUCACCUCUACCCAGAUAGUGGGUAAGAAUUUUAUCUUUAGCAAAACAACUGUUAAAGCUUUUACCUUUUACUUGCUUGAUCUGACCUUUUUCUUCUAAAGUUGAUACUUCUUAUUUGUUGGAUCUCUGUUCCUUCACCCUACUCCACCCUCAUCUUCCUAUGCCCCUGAUGGAGUUGCACAUUGUAGCUCUUUUCUGUUUGCUUCUCAGGGCAGCAGCAAUAGAACAGCCAUGAUAUCAGCAGAACUUUGCAACGUUGUCUGGAAGAUCGUCAGCCACAGAGGCACGCCUUGCCUUCCCUGCGGCAGACCAGAGGAGAGAGGGAGUGCUCCCAGCUCCAGCUUUGCCCCUCCAUGUCCUCUCUUUCUCUUUCCGUCAUUCCUGAUUCUUACUUUCUGUUAGAUAAAUCGGAUUCAAACCCACUGUGUCAAGGUCGCUCCAUCGUGUGGGCUGUGUAUAACACUCGGAUUUGUUUAUCAGUGUGGCUACACAGAUCCUUUGUGAAUAAAUGAAUUUCCACAGUAA
Molecule: messenger RNA, 2544 nt
Organism: Trichechus manatus latirostris (Florida manatee)
Lineage: Eukaryota; Metazoa; Chordata; Mammalia; Sirenia; Trichechidae
Gene: ASCC1
Product: activating signal cointegrator 1 complex subunit 1
Exons: 11
Coding region: 847-1917 (356 amino acids)
Biological process (GO): regulation of DNA-templated transcription; DNA alkylation repair
Cellular component (GO): nucleus
Molecular function (GO): RNA binding
Source: RefSeq, a predicted model, not a curated record